Molecule: messenger RNA, 1359 nt
Organism: Penicillium manginii
Lineage: Eukaryota; Fungi; Ascomycota; Eurotiomycetes; Eurotiales; Aspergillaceae
Product: saccharopine dehydrogenase family protein
Exons: 1
Coding region: 1-1359 (452 amino acids)
Source: RefSeq, a predicted model, not a curated record
AUGAGCAACGUAUUCAGUUCUCGCAGGCCGGUGAUCUUCGUUGGUGCUACGGAUCCAAUUUGCGGCGAAGCUAUCAGGUUCUUUGCAAAUGCGACAAAUAUACCUAUCGUCCUAGCCGAUCUCGACGAGGAUUCUCUUCGCCAGGUUUCCAGCAAGCUACCAAACAGAAGCUCGAUAUCCAUCCGACUGCUGGACAUCUUUGAUUCGGAUCAGAUACGGAGUGUCCUUGCUGAUGCUGCUCUCGUCAUCCAAGGGGCACAGCCGUACCAUACAGCCUCGACUCCUGUCCUCACUGCGUGCAUAGAUGCAAAGGUUCCUUACUUGGACUACUCCGACGAUGUCCAUAGUACACAGGAAUCGCUCAAGCUUCACGAACGGGCAAAGAAAGAAGGCGUUCCUUGCUAUAUCAAUUGCGGUUCAUCUCCCGGCAUGACAAAUCUCCUUGCGGUCGAGAUCGCAGAGGAGCUUGAUAUUGUUGAUACACUCGAUAUUUGCUGGAUGGUUAGCGAGGAGGGUGGUCAGCUCGGCAGAGAUGUUCUCGAGCACCUCAUGCAGAUCACUGGUGGGCCUUGUUUAACCUGGGCCGAUGGGAAGGCAGCUCUCCACGAAAACUGGGUUGAAACCUGCCAGGUUCCUAUGGAUGAUAGCUCGGAGACUUUAGUUUAUGAGAGUGUUCAUCCGGAGCCAGUCACGUUGCCUCGCCGAUUUCCAAAUGUAAACCGAAUUCGCACACUAGGCGCCCUCAAUCCAGCCCCGUUCAAUGGGCUUGCUCGUGGACUUGGAGCUGCCGUUAAUAGCGGAACUAUCUCUAUGGAUUCAGCGAUCGACUUUCUGGAAAAUAUGCAGAAGAAAUCAACUGGGAGCUGGAGCGACAUCAUUGGUGCUGCUACCUCGCAACUACAAGGUGGUAAUAUUUCACUAAACCAACUAUACCAGUUGGCUUCAAAUGGCGCUACAUCCUUGAAGCCGUGGAACCUUGCACUCUGGGGCAUGGUUGCCCAAGUUGGUAAAGGGCAAUGUUCGGCGGCUGAGAGUUUCAACUUCUUGAUCAACUAUGCACGAGGAAAAGAAUCGCCGCGACGGUCUGGUCUUCUCCUUCGGGGUAUUGGCACCCACAACGGACAGCCCGCCGUGGUCAUUAAACGGACUCCGACUAGUUCGAGAGGCUCGCCCCUAGAUCAGAGUAUGGCAACAUCCAUCGGAGCCUGCUGUGCAGCCUUUGCGCUAUUGGCCCUUGACCAAAAAUAUCACAAGUAUGCGGGUGUCAAUUGUCCGGAGGAUUGGGUUAAGCCCAAGGAAUUUUUCAAGUCAAUGGAGAAACUUGGGUGCCCACGAGAUCAGAUCAUUGAAACGCUGUAA